Messenger RNA from Entamoeba dispar SAW760, 588 nucleotides. RefSeq lists its product as uncharacterized. Gene Ontology annotation, molecular function: protein binding. Bases 1 to 588 code for a protein of 195 amino acids. The record is from RefSeq and is a predicted model, not a curated record. NCBI's taxonomy places the organism in Eukaryota, Evosea, Mastigamoebida, Endamoebidae. The transcript has a single exon.
AUGUCAAUUAAAUGGAGUACUCCACCUGGAAUUCCUUCUGUAACAAACUAUGAUAAUAAAAUUGGAAAACAAGAUUUACCAAAACCAACUCUUUCUCCAAAUGAAUAUAAUUUACAAGUUAUUUUACCAAAAAUUACACCAAUAGUACCUGUUCAAUCAUAUCCUGAUUCUUUUUAUGAAUUAACUCCAAAUGAAGUUAAAAUCCUUAUGCAACCAAUUCAAAAACCAGACCAUUUAAUUUCAAAAUCUUAUCAAGAAGAUCAACGAAUUAUAAGAAAUUCAAAAUAUAAGAAAACAACUAUUAAAAUAAAAUUUCCUGAUAAUACUGAAUUAAUUCGUUGUUUUCAUCCUUUACAAAUAGCUCAUGAUAUCUAUAAUUUUAUUGAUGAAUCUCUUCGUUUAAAAAUAAAAUAUGCAUUAAAAUUAUCUACAGGAAAACGUGAUUUAAUUAAAAAUGAUGAACAGACAUUAGCUAAAUUAAAUCUUGUUCCAGGAGCUAUAUUAUUAAUAGUUUUUGAAGAUUAUAAAUCAGUAGAAAAACCAUAUCUUAAAGAAGAAUUAAUGUCAUUAGCAAUUCAAAAGAAAUAA